Messenger RNA from Andrographis paniculata, 1032 nucleotides. Its product is annotated as zinc finger protein ZAT10-like. Gene Ontology annotation, molecular function: DNA-binding transcription factor activity. Lineage: Eukaryota; Viridiplantae; Streptophyta; Magnoliopsida; Lamiales; Acanthaceae. Bases 157 to 861 code for a protein of 234 amino acids. The transcript has a single exon. The record is from RefSeq and is a predicted model, not a curated record.
ACACUUAACACGCAACUUCCUGGCUUCCUUCUUAUGCCCUGUUUAGACUGCUCACUCGUUUCCUAUAUAAAAGACGCUUCUGCCUUGCGGGAACUUCACAUCUGAGCCAAACAAUUCCUUAUUCACAACUUUUUGGGAAAAUUCAAUUCAAUAGCAAUGGCCCUCGAAGCUUUGAACUCUCCCACGGCGGCGACGGCGUCGUUUCAGUUCGAUAACGGCGCUUUCGAGGCGUGGACUAAAGGCAAGCGGUCAAAGCGGCCGCGGAGUGAGCCGACGGAGGAGGAGUACUUGGCGCUGUGUUUGAUCAUGCUCGCUCGCGGCGGCGCCGGCGCAGUUAUGCCACGGCAUGGAGUGGUGGUGCCGGCGCCGCCGCGGCCUCCUGUGCCGGCGGAUUCUUCGAAAUUGGUUUAUAAGUGUUCGGUUUGUAACAAGGCUUUUGGAUCUUACCAAGCUUUGGGCGGCCACAAGGCGAGCCAUCGGAAGCUCACCGGCGGCGGAGAUGAGCAGUCAACCACCUCCGCCUCCGCCUCCGGGUCCGUCGGCGCCGCCGCCGCGACUACCGCCGUCGGCGGCAGGACGCACCAGUGUUCGAUCUGCCACAAGUGCUUCCCCACCGGACAAGCCUUGGGAGGGCACAAGCGACGCCACUACGACGGCGGCGCACACAGCAACGCCGCCGCGACUACGUCGGAGGGUGUGGGGUCCACAGCCAGCCACCGGGCUGAGUUCGACUUGAACCUGCCGGCUCAACCCGAUCACUUCUGGCCCCGAUUUGGCGCCGCCGGCGAAGAUGAAGUCUCGAGCCCCCACCCGGCGAAGAAGUCGCGGCUGUCGGCGCCGUUGAAGCUGGAAAUCCAGUGAACGGCCGCCGGAAUUCAAGAAAUUAGGAAAAAUUAAAAUCGCCGGUAGCUAAUGUCGAUUCAAGAUUAAUUUCGCAUUUAAAAUUGGUGGAGUGGGAUUUAUUUAUUUUUAUGUAAAUAGAAUUGGAUGAAUCAGUGCUAGUCAUUGUUUAAUUGAUAUCAAUCUCGAAUU